AUGGAUAAUAAAGCUAAAAAUGCUAAUCAAGUUAAAUUACCUAAGAAACUUCCAAAACCGAUCACUGAAGAAAGUGAUGAUGAUGAUGAUGAUGUAGAAAUACCAGAUAUGGAUGUGAGUGGAGAUGAUGAUGAUGAGGAGGAAGAAGAAGAAGAAGAAAAGAAAGUUAAAGAAUCAGAUGAUGACCUUAUGAAUGAAGAAGGUGGUUUAAUAUUUGAUGACGAAGGAAAUGAAGUCGAAGUAACAGGAACAUUUAAAAAACAAGAAAUCAUUGAUAAAAAGAAUAAAAAGAAAGAAUUAUCAGAAGAGGAAAAACUCAAAAAGCAAGAAAAUUUAAAGAAAUUACGUGAAAAAUUAGAAUCCAAGAUUAAUAAUUUAAGAGAAAAGAGAAAAGCUAUAGGUACUAAAACUGCCGGAGCACCAAAAUCUCGUGAUCAAAUAUUAGCUGAACGUCAAAGAAAAGAAGAAUUAAAGAAACAACAACAAAAGAGAAAACAUGACGAACUUGAAGAUGAAGAUUCAGAUUCAGAUAUGGACUCGGAUGUUGAAGAAGAGGGUGAAAAAACAAGUAAAGAUGUUUUAUUUGGUAAUAUUGUAUUUAAUGAUGGAUCUCAAGUUACAUCUGAUUUAACCAAGAUUCGUAAUUCAGCAGAUAAAAAGAAACAAAAGGGACCAGCUAAUAAUGAUAUUAAAGCUCAUUUGAAUAAAUUAGAAAAAAAGAAAAAGAAAUUGGCCUCAAUGAGUGCUGAAGAUCAAGAAAAACAAAAAGAAAAGGAUAAAUGGCAAAGAGUUAUGGCACAAGCUGAAGGUAUCAAAAUUAAAGAUGAUGAAAAAUUGUUGAAAAAGGCAUUAAAGCGUAAAGAAAAACAGAAAUUAAGAAGUGAAAUUGAAUGGAGAGAACGUAAACAAGUUGUUAAAGAUACUGUUGCUGCCCGUGCUAAGAGAAGAGAAGAAAACUUGAAAGCUAGAAGAGAUAAUAAAGGUAAGAAACAUAAGCCAAGAUUAAAGAAAUUCACUGGUACUGUAAAUAAAGCCCAAAUUAAAAAGAAGAGAGCAGGAUUUGAAGGUAGCGCAAAGGCCAAACCAAAGAAAAAGUAG
Molecule: messenger RNA, 1098 nt
Organism: Candida tropicalis MYA-3404
Lineage: Eukaryota; Fungi; Ascomycota; Pichiomycetes; Serinales; Debaryomycetaceae
Product: ribosome biosynthesis protein
Exons: 1
Coding region: 1-1098 (365 amino acids)
Biological process (GO): ribosomal large subunit biogenesis; ribosomal small subunit biogenesis
Cellular component (GO): nucleolus
Molecular function (GO): RNA binding; DNA binding
Source: RefSeq, a predicted model, not a curated record